This is a messenger RNA of Medicago truncatula (barrel medic), 1834 nucleotides long. RefSeq names its product tRNA:m(4)X modification enzyme TRM13 homolog. Gene Ontology annotation, biological process: tRNA methylation. The transcript is spliced from 10 exons. The coding region runs from base 295 to 1671 and encodes 458 amino acids. The record is from RefSeq and is a predicted model, not a curated record. Lineage: Eukaryota; Viridiplantae; Streptophyta; Magnoliopsida; Fabales; Fabaceae.
CCAUUGAACCAAACGGAAGUAAACCAAAUUUAAAAUAUGACAUGAGAAAAUACGAUUAAGCCAAACACGCCCUAAGGUAUAUACUAGGCUGUGUUGUACGUGGUUUUUCUGUUUCCCCCUGUUUUCUACAGUCUGUGUUUCAGGCAGAGAACGAACUGCCAAAUCUUUGUUACCUUAGGUUUCUGUAUUCGUCAUUCGACCAUUUUUCUGGUGUGUUGACUCCGCUGACCUUUGGUUAUUCAGUUAUUAGAAAAUCUACCGAAAACCAUAAUUUAAGGCUACCUGGGAAGUAAUAUGGAGACUAAGCGCUGCAGUUUCUGGCUUCCUAACAAAAACAGAUUUUGUGCAAACACCCUUCUCAGUGGUUCCUUAUUCUGUGGUAAUCAUAACUCAAGGGCCGAAGGCGAGUGGAUUCAAUGCCCCAUAGAUCCAUCACAUUCGGUGCUCGAGCAAAAUCUAAAUUGGCAUGUUAAGCGGUGCCCAUUGCUGAAACAGGUUCAAUCCCUGUCCGAUCAACCUUUCUAUAAAAAAGGUAUCAAUGCUGGUUCUGAUGGAGAACAACAAGAGGAGGAAACUUCAGGGUUUAAUGAUUCAAAAUUGACUACUAUGACCGUUUCUUCAGAAAUGAAGAGGAAUGCUCUUCAUGGGAUGAGUGUGCCCAAAUUCUGCAAUUUAAUUGAGAAGAUUGAAUCUGUUCAUGAAUCCUUGUGUAAAGAUAUUCAGGACUCGUUUCAGAUGCCGGAAGUUUGCAGACUUUGGAUUAAAAGCAAAGAAGAAGAAAGGAAAUUGCCAUUUCAGGAGAAACAUAUAAUGCAACAGGCAUCGAUUGUGGGAAAUUUGGAAAAUUUUGCUGUAUUGAAGAAUUCUCUUGAAAGUAAACCAUCAAAAUGCGGGGAAUCAAAUGAGGGGAAGGAGGACGGGGUCUCUACAGUCAUUGAGUUUGGAGCUGGUAGAGGAUAUUUAACACAAAUGCUUGCAGAUUGCUAUGGAAUCAACAGAGUCUUCCUCGUCGAGCGAAAGGCAUACAAGUUGAAGGCUGAUCGAUCCUUGCGACAGAAUGAGAAUUUGACGUUAGAGCGUUUGAGAAUUGACAUUGAAGAUUUAAAUUUGAAUGCUGUUGAGUCUUUGCAAGGAGUUCCAUUUCUGGCCACUGGUAAACACUUAUGUGGAGCUGCAACAGAUUUGACUUUGAGAUGCUGCUUUCCUGAAUAUAGAAAAGAUAGUAGUGAACAGAACAUUACUAAUAUUAAUUUUGAAGGUUUAGCUAUAGCAACAUGUUGUCACCAUCUUUGCCAGUGGAAGCACUAUACAAAUAAGAAGUUUUUCUUAGAUUUGGGAAUGACAAAGGGAGAAUUUCAUGCCAUUACAUGGUUUACCAGCUGGGCAGUAGAUGCUAAUCAUGAUUCAGAUCUUCCUGAUACUACUAAUUGUAUAUCGCAUUUUCAAUCAAUAAAGGAGCAAGGUAAUGAGUAUUCGGAUGGAGUUGAAAAAAUUCUUUCAGAAAUGGAAGCAACAAAACGAGCAGCACUGGGAUUUAAGUGCAAGUGGAUUAUUGACAUAGGGAGGUUGAUGUGGUUAAGAGAACUUGGAUUAGAUGCAAAGCUUGUCAGAUAUGUUCCACCAAGCAUUUCUCCUGAAAAUCAUUUACUAUUAGCUAAACCUUUGAAUUGAUUAUUUAUAUCCUUCUCUUCUUUAUUUUGUAUCCCUUGUGAACAUUGUGUUAAAUUUUUUGUCAGUUUGAUUAUGUACUUUGCGAUGUAUUGAAAUACCUUGGGGGAUAUUUUGAGUUAUUCUGUAAUUCAAGGAAUUGAAUCUGAAGUGUGAUAUUAAACUA